This is a messenger RNA of Lucilia cuprina (Australian sheep blowfly), 1306 nucleotides long. RefSeq names its product enhancer of split m3 protein (gene E(spl)m3-HLH). Bases 184 to 909 code for a protein of 241 amino acids. The record is from RefSeq and is a predicted model, not a curated record. The transcript has a single exon. Lineage: Eukaryota; Metazoa; Arthropoda; Insecta; Diptera; Calliphoridae. Gene Ontology annotation, biological process: anterior/posterior pattern specification; regulation of neurogenesis; regulation of transcription by RNA polymerase II. Gene Ontology annotation, cellular component: nucleus. Gene Ontology annotation, molecular function: protein dimerization activity; RNA polymerase II cis-regulatory region sequence-specific DNA binding; DNA-binding transcription factor activity, RNA polymerase II-specific.
AGAUUAGGUCUCAUUUCAAAUACAAAACUCAAGCUUUAAACAUCGUGCUGAAAUCGAUCGCAAAAAAACACACACACACACAUUCGGGAAAAAAAACAACAAUACGUCAAAAUAAAAACUUUUUUUAUAAAGAUAAAAGUGUUAAAAUUAAAUAUUAAAAUAAAAAACUAUUUAAAAUAAAUUAUGGUCAUGGAAAUGUCCAAAACGUAUCAGUAUCGCAAGGUUAUGAAACCUUUGCUCGAACGUAAAAGACGCGCUCGCAUCAACAAGUGUUUAGACGAUCUUAAGGAUUUAAUGGUGGAAUGUUUAACCCAAGAGGGUGAACAUGUUACGCGUUUAGAGAAAGCCGAUAUAUUGGAAUUAACUGUGGAGCAUAUGCGCAAAUUGAAACAACGCGGUAAUUUGGCUUUACGUACCACCACUCUUAAUGCUCAUGUCGAAUCCUUUCGUUCGGGUUAUGUACAUGCUGCCGAUCAAAUUUCUCAAGUUUUACUACAACAAUACAUCGAUGAUGAGGUGAAGGGCAAGCUAAUGAAAUUUUUAUCCUCGCGCCUUAUGGAUAUGCAACAUAAUGUUUUAAUACAUUCCACAACCAAUACAUCCUCCUCCUCGCCAGCCAUGCAAAAGACAUUUUUCGAUAAUGUCAUCUUUAGAGAACAAACCAAUUCAUUAGGAAAUACAACAGCAACAACAUCACCUAAUUACAACCACACAUCAGCUAAAACAAACCAAGUCAUGGAUAAUAACAUCACAAAUGAUUUAAAGGAAAACGAUAUGAUUGAUAUCAUAACAGUGGAUAACAAUUCCAAUUCUAUGGAUACCAAUUCAGUAUUAUCUAGUGAUUCGAACAAUUCUGAAACCGUUUGGCGACCUUGGCAAAAGGAAUCUACAGAAAUUUGCAAAAUCUAAACUCUUAAUGUUUGCUCCUUCAUUUCUAAAUAUUUAAUAAUACUACUUAAAACUAAAUUGUCUAAAAUCGAUAUUAAAUCGUAAAAACAACAACAGAAUCUUUAGUCUUCCAUCAUUAAAUUAAUUUAUGAGACACAACAAUUCCUUGGCGCACCAGUGAAAUUCUAUACAUUUGUGUAAAUAACUAAAUAUAAUAAUAUUAAAGCUGUGAUAUAUUUAAUUUAUUUAAUUAAUAAUACUACUUAUUAGUAAACUACUUGAAAGAUAUUUUAUUUAUUUGGAUUUCGCAAAAACCAAAUCUUACUUGAAUAUUAUUUAUGUAAUGAAUUUUAAACUAGUAUAAAUAACAAAGAUAAUUAUUAUUUCUUGUAAUUAAAAAAAAAUACUUAAAACUUUA